Messenger RNA from Dunckerocampus dactyliophorus (ringed pipefish), 9350 nucleotides. RefSeq names its product forkhead box C1b (gene foxc1b). Bases 208 to 1569 code for a protein of 453 amino acids. Gene Ontology annotation, biological process: cell differentiation; regulation of transcription by RNA polymerase II; anatomical structure morphogenesis. The transcript has a single exon. Gene Ontology annotation, molecular function: DNA-binding transcription factor activity, RNA polymerase II-specific; RNA polymerase II cis-regulatory region sequence-specific DNA binding. The record is from RefSeq and is a predicted model, not a curated record. Lineage: Eukaryota; Metazoa; Chordata; Actinopteri; Syngnathiformes; Syngnathidae.
GCUUAUAUAUUUAUAUAGCUCCACUUUUUGUAGCUGUGUGGACACCCAACACUUUUUAGCCUCCUCACUUUCCAAAUGUUGCGCUGUGUCUGGUUCACUGUGGCGAGCUGUGGCAGGCUGGAACAAGACGGGGAAGAAGAAAAGAACAACCUGAGCGCUCGCUGACGAUUCGAGAGUGACUUUUGGACGUUUUACGCACUGCGCAGCAUGCAGGCGCGCUACUCCGUCUCCAACCCAAACUCUUUGGGGGUUGUGCCGUACAUCGGCAGCGAACAGAGUUACUACCGUGCAGCCGGUGGUUACGCCGGGGUGCCUGCACCGAUGAGCAUGUACUCCCACGCAGCCCACGACCAGUACCAGGCAGGUAUGGCCCGUGCGUACAACCUUCAGCACCAACCUAAAGACAUGGUGAAACCACCGUACAGUUACAUCGCUCUCAUCACCAUGGCAAUCCAAAAUUCGCCGGAGAAGAAGAUUACACUCAAUGGGAUUUAUCAGUUUAUUAUGGAGAGGUUCCCUUUCUACCGGGAUAACAAGCAGGGCUGGCAGAACAGCAUACGACACAAUCUGUCUCUCAACGAGUGUUUCGUCAAAGUGCCCCGAGAUGACAAGAAGCCCGGAAAGGGCAGUUACUGGACUUUGGAUCCGGACUCUUAUAACAUGUUCGAGAACGGCAGCUUUCUAAGGCGCAGGAGGAGGUUCAAAAAGAAGGACGUGCAGAAGGACAAGGUGGAGCGGGAACGGAGCAAGGAGCUCCACGCAGGCCGCACCCCGCCUCAGGAGCAAGAGCCUGUGAAGCCUGUGCGCAUCCAGGACAUAAAGACUGAGAACGGGACCUCCUCGCCGCCUCAAGCCGCGUCACCGGCUCUGAGCGCCGUUCCUAAAAUCGAAAGUCCCGACAGCAGCAGCAUAUCGAGUGGCAGCCCGCACAGCGUGCCCUCCAGUCGGUCACUGAGCAUGGACGGGUCCGCCCAGCACCACCACAGUCAGGCCUCUGCACAGUGCUUCAGCGUGGACAACAUCAUGACUCCCCUGCGGGGGUCUCCUCAGGGUGAGCUCUCCCCGCCUCUCAUCGCCUCCUCUAGGACAGGUAUGACCACCUCCCUGGCGCUCAACUACUCCCCGAACCAGACUUCCUCCUACACGUCCGCCACCUGCAACCACAACUCCACGAACUCAACCUAUCACUGCAACAUGCAGGCCAUGAGUUUCUACACCGGGGACAGAACCUCCGGCACUGUGGACGAGGCUUUGCCCGACUAUUGCAUCACCACCACGACCACCGCGUCCCCGCUUGGCCACGGAAACCUGAGCCCAGCGGGCCAAGAGGGCCACCAUGCCCACCAGGGCAGGCUCGCCUCCUGGUACGGCGACCUGAGCCACUUGAGCGCGGGAUACCCGUCCCAGCAGCAGAACUUUCACUCUGUGCGGGAGAUGUUCGAGUCCCAGCGGAUCGGACUGAACAGCUCCCCGGUCAAUGGGAGUAAUAGCUGUCAGAUGGCCUUUCCGUCCACUCAGUCCAUCUACCGCACAUCAGGAGCUUUUGUUUAUGACUGCAGCAAGUUCUGAGAGCCUCAGCAUCUCUUUAAAAUUAUAACUUUAAUAUAUUCUUCCUUGCAUUAUUUUUUUUUUUACAAAUAUUUUUAAAUGCACAUCCUUAAUGGACAUUUUGCUGUUUUUGUCCAGACGUGUGUUACACCAAAGCACGUAAGUUCAUCCUCUUUUUAAAAGAUGGCUCAGAUAGCUUGCUGGCAAUAGACUUUAAAUUAUCCUAAUAUACUAAUUUAUUUUUGCAGGAGUGAUUGAUGUUUUUUUUUUAAUCCACAUUCCAUAUACUACCUUAAAAUGCCCCCAACUUUAUGGCCAAUUCUGUUUAUUUUAUUCAUAAUAUCUCAUGAGUCAAAACAUUUUUUUUGAAGGCAUUACAUUUUGUUUGUAAUAAAGUGCCCAUGCUUUUAAUUGGAGUGAUUUAUAAAUGCUAUCAAAGUCGACAGAAAAAAUACUGCAAGAUUUAAGCAGUGUUAUUCUAAAUGAAAUUCUAAGGAAAAGCACUACAAUGAGGCCUUUCAUGAGUAUACACAGGGAGUGGUUUAUACUUGCAUGAAAAAGAAAAAUGGUGUAAUUCAGGCUCGCAAUUAAACGUGUGUAUUAAGAAAUGACGUUUAAAAAAAAAAGUUUGGCCACUUCGUGACUUUAAGAACAUUAGCCCCGGUUCUCCCUUGAAAUAUGAUCAAAUGUAAUUGGAUUUCAUUUAGGCAAUGCACGUCGAGAGUAAAUGUAAAUAAACACACGUGCGGCAGUGUGCUGUGGAGCCACUAAAAGGCCUUGUCAGCAAAACACAUCGGUCAUUACGAACUGCACAGGCUUCCGUCUUCCACUGACCACAGCAGGGUUGGGAUGCAAAGUAACGGUGCGUGGAUGCCCGACAGACUGAAUGCAUCAAUAUGAGGCACUGAAUUAAUAAUUGCUGCAUAGAAAAUGAGUACCUUAUAUAUUUAGGUGACGCGGACGCCCCCUCGUUCAUUCACAAAUAUACCAGUCUAAAUUAAAUCAUAUUAUACAUUAUACAUUAUACACUUAUUACAGUGGUGAGCGAGGUUAUGUUCAACGGUUGCAACAAUGCAACAGCAGCGAAUUAUGUCUUUGCAAAGAUAAUACAAAUGCAUCUCAACACAUGAGAAUAUCUGUGAAAAGAUCAUUUAUUUAAUUAGUUCAAUUCAAAAAGUGACACUCUUAUUAUACAGAUUGACCACACGCAGUGAAAUAUUUCAACGACGUAUUUCAUAAUCAGUUUCUCAUCAAAUUUGAUCCAAAUGUAAUAUAAUCUACACUCUAUAAUCAGAAACUGCAUGGGAAAACUUCUGAAGCCUUGAACCCGCGCGGUCUCUUUAUAGGAGGAUAUUCUACUUUAUUGAGCUGCACCUGGACAUGCUCACUUUUAAAUGACACGUGGACUCGUUAUUUUAGCAUCAUAGUAUCAUUUCUGCAUAAUAUUGAAGGCGGUUAAUUUGUGAUUUGCCCACGGGCAAAAUAUGAAAAACACCCCCCUGGAUGUAGUGUACUCCACUGCAAAUUACAACCACAACAAUAAAAGCAUUAUUAAAUGAAUGCCAUUUAUAAUGCAGCUCAUUAGAUUGUGCAGUGUUGAGUGUAGCUUAAAUUAUUAUAUUAUUUAAAAAAAGUGUUAUUUACAAUGAGCAAAUAACAAUGGCAAAAGUAAUACAUUAGAGGCAAAUUAUAUUUACGUGUUUAUUGUUAUUGUCAUGCAUUUGAGCCCUUGCACGUGCAAAGCUCCGAGACGUCAUUGUGAAAGCUGAGAAAAGAAUACUUGUAAAAUAUGACUGUUACACAUGGUUAAUUUAUGAGAGUUGUCAAAUCCUUUUUAAAGCCAUUGAUUUAUGCGACGUUUGAGGCGUUUAUUGUUUUGUUGAAAUGCAGCCUGGCUAUAAUACCGUACGUACUCCAUUAGGCGGUGUAAUCAGCAUCUAAAGAGGACGACUGCAGCUGGUUUCCCAUUUUGCGCGGUACGAACAUAUCACAAUAUUCACUUGACGUUUAAAAUGUAAAAAAAUAGGAGAGAUUCGGAUUUUGAGGGGCUUCUUUCCCUCAACUUGUUUGCAUAUCUCAGUACAUGGAUUCACAGUAAACGCAUUUCAAAUAAUAUGUAUCGGUGUCAUACAACACCUCAUUUGAUAGGAAACGUAUUAUAAACUUCAAAAAUACAUUUCCCCCCCCCCCCAACUUUGAAAAGCCCAUGUGAUUUACUGUAUCUUCUUCCUCACAUUCACACAGACGUUUCCUGUCUGAGGUGUGUUUUCAGCUGAACUCGCUGUUUUGUGUCUCAGCGGAGCAAAGCGAAAUGCUGCCGUAGAGCUUGCUCUGCUCUCCAUCAGUGGCUACCAAACGUUUUUAAGGUAUCGUACCCCUUUAGACAUCUGCAGGUACCCCCUACUCCUUCACAUUUAAAAACAUACACCUUUUUAUCUGAAUUAACUUGAAAUAUUGAACAAUGAGUUGGUUAAUUCAUUUGAUAGUAAUUCCAGGUCAAACGUGCAUUUUGCUGGUGACAUGGUCACAUGCAUGAUCAUCCUACAUAUCUUUUAUUCCAUGUCUUCCGUUUGAAUGGGUUGAAUUUGAGCUUCACUUUUUUUGUUUACUCAAGAUAGCUAUAGUUUAAAUGCAAAGUAAAAAAAACCAAACAAAACAACCAAUGAUAAAGACGAUAAAGCCUAAUUUUUGGGGGAAUCUCCACAUCAUAGUGACAGGUUUACACCACUGCCAUGAUUGUAACACCAAUAUAAUAUAUACAGUAUAUAUACAGUAUAUAUAACACCAAUAUAUAUAACACUCUUAAUGCACAAAAUAAUCAUCAAACGUACUUAUUUGCUCAUAUGAUGCACACAGAGCAACUUCAUGCUCUGUCUCCUUUCUGCUCCCUUCUCCUUGCGCCAUAAGGCGUUCAGGCACACUCGCAUUGUGAGUUUUAGGCAUUUUUAGUCAUGUACCCCCUAUUACAAUUUGUGUACCCCUGUGGGAACCUAGGCUCUACAUCAUGGGUGUCCAAAGUGCGUCACAGGGGGUAUUUGCAUCCCACAGCUGUAUUUUUAUUACCCAUACCCCCCCCCAAACCCGACCCCAGAGGAUAUUCGAUGCAUAAAAUUAAACAUGAAACAUGAAGGAUGAUCAGGGCCACACCGAAAAGAGAAAACGUUAAGAUAUUGAAUGUUUGAACAAUAUAUUACAUCAACAAUAAUAAUGAUUUGAAAUGUAUUUAACAGCUUUGCGCACAUUUACCUUACACUACUGAGGAGUUUUAGUGCGUUUAUUAAAAAAAAAUAUAUCAAAGUGCCCCACAUUGUUCAAUGUUUGUGUCUGCGGCCCUCAGCGGAAAAUGUUUGGGCGCUGCUGCAGCUGCAGGCUUAAAUCGAGUUCAAUCUGCAGAUGGGCACAUUAUGACACACAAGUUGCACUUGAGCUGCUGUACUGGAAUGACAAAUAUGCAAUUUAUUGCCUUAAUUGAAGUCAAACGCUAAGAAAGAAUUUGUUUGUAUUUUUAUUUUGGUUCCUGUGGAUCUAUACUUUCUGCGAGCGAACACAAAUACAAGUCAUAUGCUCAGUUUUAGGAAUAUUUCAUUAAUAACAAAAUAACAUUUUAGAGUUGCAAUAUUUUAGAAUAUAGAAGUAAUUAGGCUCUCAAAAUGUACUUAUUUCUUCAUCUGCAGAAUUUUGGAUCAAAUGUCCCCUUCCUGAAGAAUGAAUUUGAGUGUUGUCUUCACAAAAAGAGUAGUGUAAUAAAAGCAUUUGGCAGGGACUCAGAGACCACCUCUUGAGUUCAAAUUGAGCGUUAGAGCUGCAUAAUCACCCUCAAUGUUUAUUUAGCUCUAUGGGAUCUUUUGAAUAUUUGUUUUCCAGAUUUUGAUCCACUUCACUUUGUUUUCUCGCCAACAAAACGCAUGUGAUCAUAGGCUUGUGUUCAAGUGGUGUGGAGGGCAGACGCACAGCACCUGCGCGCUUUCAGGGGCCCAAAUAAAGUCACAGCGCAUCUGGUUCUCAUUUGCUCUCUGUACUGACUUGGCAUGUCCACCACCAUCUGACACACGCACACACACACACGCACGCACGCACGCACGCAUGCACACACACUCACUAAAAGCGGUUGCUGCAUCUUGAUCGUUUUAAUCAAAGAAUUAAAGAGAACGGUGUGCUUUUCAGAUGUCUUCUGUAAUCGCAUUCUUAGAUUUUAUUCAUGUGUCUUUUGUGCAAGAACAUUGACAAGUUCAAUAAUCUGCAUUCACUUUAUUACUGUAAAUUAUUAUAACAAAAUACUAACUUCAAACAUUGAUUCCUGUUGGCAUAAUUCAUGUACUUCACAAAAACAGAACCGACACACACCAAGAUGCACACCCUAACUUCGCCAUAAUGCAAAACACCGUAACUUCAUGUGGGGAAAAAAGAAAUCUACAAGGCAAAAUUCAGCAAGGUCCUUUUUGCUGUGUGUUGAUUGGAGUGUUGACGUGUUUGUGUCCUAAAAUGGACUUCAUGGUUUGGUCUCAGGCAUUUGGGUUUUCCUUCAUCAGCUGAAUGUCAGCCUCCACCAUUUCCUUCACCAGGCUCUGCAGAUACACAUCACACUUAAAGGUCAGCAAGGAGGGACAACAAGUUGACGUGCACACAGAGACUAUAAAACCAUUGAUGAUUAAAUACGUGACAGACAGACACUUUGCUUUUCACGCUGUCCUUUACAUACCGUCGGUCAUCCCCGGUGUAACCUGAGGGACUUCCAGAGGCACACGUGAACUAUUCAUUAUUGAAUGGGUUAUUUUGAUGCCGCAUGGUGGUGUAGUGGUUAGCAUGUUGGCCACACAGUCAGGAGAUCGGAAAAAGUAGGGUUUGAAUCUCCAUUUGGGCAUCUGUGUGUGGCGUUUCCAUGUUUUCCCCGUGCGUGCGUGGGUUUUUUCCCCGGGUACUCUGGUUUUCUCCCACAUUCCAAAAAUAUGCAUGUUAGGUUAAUUGGAGACUUUAAAUUGCCCCGAGGUAUGAAUGUGAGUAUGAAUGGUUCGUCUGUAAGCGCUCUGCGAUUGGCUGGCAACCAGUCUAGGGUGUACCCCGCCUCUCGCCCAAAGUUAAGUCAUUUAAGGUUACUUUUACCUUCAUUAAAGGCGUGAUUGUUUACAAAGACACGAUGUAGCAGUGAGAUCAACACAGACACACUUUUGUGUUUUGCAACAACUUAUUCUUUUAAUUCAAUAGUGUUGCUCACCUCAAGUCUCUGCUUUUCUUUUGAUCACGGCUGCAAAAUGACUCAAAGUAGAGCCAAAGAAAGUUGCAAGUACCGGUAUUUGAUAAAGAAAAUGAGAAACACUAUUGAAUAGAAGAAAUAACUCAUGGCAAAACACAAAGGUGUUUUCUGUGUCGAUCUCACUUCCACAUCGUGUCUUCCACAUCGUGUAAAGGGAUAGUUCGGAUUUUUUGACAUGAAGUUGGAUGACAUCCCCAUCAGCAGUGUACUACAUCAACAGUGACUUACCCCCUCAAAGUGGUCGCGUGAGUCCGAGUCUGCUAACAAGGUCGUUUUGUGAUUAAAAUACAUUAAAAAACAAGAGAUGCGCGCCAUAUUGUACGCUAACCAGAAAAUGUACUCAAACCGAGGCAAAAUUUAGGCGUAAAUGUUCAACGUUAACCGAAAAACACGCAAAUCGGGGCAUACGGUAAACGAAGUUCGACUAUAUUAGAUUUGUUUGGAUACGGUUUCCAUAUAUUGUUGUACAGGCACAAUAAUAAGUAUGCAUGCAAUUAGUUCAUUAGUAGGGGUGUCACAAGAUCUCGCGAGAUUAAAACGUGACAAGAUUUCUCGUAAAAAAAAAAAGUCUUGUGGGCACAAGGCCUCAAUUAAUAAAUCAAUUAAUCACAAAAUAAACGAAAAUGACCUUGAUAAUUUUGCUGAAUAUAUCGUCAUGUGCAUGCAUGUUUUCCUCCUCUCUCUCGCCUCCAAACAGGCAGGAAGAGAUUAUCACUACUUAUCAAAGAUGACCAUCAUUAUCUUUGUAAUGUGUUCACACCAAGCUGACACGCACCUCAAAAGUCACCUUUGGCUUCCAACCCAGCUUCUGGCCUGCUUUAGUGCUGUCACCUUGCAGGUAAUCCUAGCAGGACAAAGAGGAGAGAAAGUGAAGACCAUAAUUGAAAACAAUUUUAUCGCGUGUAUCAGGUCGGCCAUGCAUAGCAGAGAUGGAACAAGUAGUAUGCACGUCGUUAAUGUGUGCAUAUACAGUUCAGCACACACAUACUGAAUUCAAUUCUGUGUGGUUUGUGUUUCUUUUACACACACACACACACACACACACACACACAUACAUACACACAAGGAGAGAAGGAAGGAGUGUCGCUGCCUAUCAAUCUCCUUUUUCCGAUUCCCACCACCAACCCAUGUCCAGACGGUCACACUCUUUCGGUGACAGACCUUGAUGAAUUAUGGGACUCUGGUGACUUAACCCCCAGUAGGGAUCAUCUACUCAUGAUCCCUCCCGCCUCGUCUCAACAGCCCCUUACUCAUUUUGUCCCUUUCUCCCUCUUUGUGCCGGGUUCAAGGCCCACUGAGACCAUGUUUGAGACCACCAAAGAGAGACAAGAUUUCCUUAUACGUCCUCUACUUCUCUAAACUGUUUCUGUUGCUCCCUGUGGCCUGCACAUUCUGAGAAACACACGUACGCCUCGAGACGUUGGAUGAAACACAUGGUGAAACCUGAUCCUAGAAAAUCUGGUAUCUCAAAUGAAUAACGACAUUUAUUCUAAAGAUUAAUUGACUAAAUUGAUCACUAAUGCACAGGAAAACCUGAUACAUGAUUUUUAUCAUAUUGUUGUUUAUUUAAUAGCAUUGCGUUUAACACCAUUUAUGUCAUUCUGUUUCUCUGUGGACUGGCAUUCGUGAUGCACUGUUUUAUAUUUCAAAAGUAUAUAAAAAUGUGGACGUGACACUCAGACGUGUCAGUGUAGAUCUUAUUUCACACCAGUGGCGUUGUUAGGUCCAUUUUAGGGGGCUGGAGCCCCCCUAAUUAAUUUGGUUUGGUUUUAUGUUUAAAUAUAUACAGUAUAUUAGGGCUGUCCAAUGAUUUAAAGUUUUAAUCAGAUUAAUCAUGGUUUUCAAAUUAAUUAAUCAUGAUUAAUCACCAUGUUAAACUAUUUUUACGGUAUUUUAUGAAAGGAAGAUAACUGACAGGGCAGGGUUAUAUGUAUAUUUGUACGUAUCGACAGGGCCAAAUGAACUGAAAGUUUAAAUCAAGUUAAGAGAUGGCACACAUGUCUGAAAAUCUAUUUACCCAACACUGGUUUCUUUAAUAGCAGAAUAUUUGAAUCAGACUGUAACUGUUAUUAUGAGCAAUGAAGAGCUGCGUUCAAAGACACCACGUCAUUUAAGUUGAACUCACGUUUUGAGUUUAUUUUCUGGGAUUUCUGAGCAUACUUAGAUGUGGCAAAUUGUAGGCCUACUUCUGUAUUAAGAGUUACAAAAGUGAGUGAUAAGAAUAUCCACUUAUUGUUUUUAUUUGCAUUUCUGUUUAUAUAGACCACACAUACACACAUAAAGAUGUUGUUGUGAUGUUUGGCGUGUCGGCGAAUGCAUCUCGCGAUCUGUCUAGUGACAGUGAGGAAGUGUCGCUGCAAUGACGAAUGGGCUGGAGACGUGUUUGUUCGUUGUUGGAGACACAUACAGUAUAUGGUGUUGGAAGUGCACUGCUCUUAAUGUGUUCAGGUCAGAAUAAAGUUCUAAAAGAGCGUCAAACACUGUGUGACUCUGUGAGGAGCUAUAAUGUGCCGCGUCUGUCGUCAUAACAGACAUGCGUAUGUGUGAAUUA